CGAAUCAUUUCUCCCGAAACUUUGCCGAACUUCUGCUCACUUGGCUCUCGCUCCUCCGGCAGUGAUGGGGGGUCUGCCGCUUCUGCUGCCAUUGUUCCUUCUUACUCUUGGACUGAAGGCGACAGUAGCGAGCUCUUUAGAUGUGGAAACUGACAUAGUAGUGCCAUCGGAGCUGCAGCAGGAGCAGGUGGAGCAGAUUUGGGAAGCAUCCCGGUGGAGCAGAGGGCGCAGGAGGCGCUCCGAGAGCCAGCAUGGCCACCUAUUCGUGUCAUUGCCUGCUUUUAGCCGAGAGCUUUACCUGGAGCUCCAGAGGGAUGAAGGUUUCCUUGCUGAAGGCUUCAUGGUCGAGGAGAGGGAUCAAGAAGGGAAUGUCCAGCGUGAACCAGCUUUUAAAAGACAGUCCUGUCUCUACACAGGCACAGUUUUUAACCACACUGUCUCAUCUGCCUCGCUGGAUGUUUGCGGCGGCCUGACUGGCCUGAUUCGAAUUGGAAAUGAGAUUCUGUUUAUCGAGCCUGUUCACCAAGAACUCGAGUCUUUCUCUGGCGGGGAACAUAAAAUCACCAGACAAAAACGUUCUUCAGAUAAAACACCCCAAGCCACACACGCCGGCCCGGAACACUGCCAAAUCAUCAAAGGAAAGCGUAAGGAUUGGAGGUCUAAAAGCUCCGAAGAUGCUCGUGGAAGGAGAAACGCCAUCCGAAUGAGCGGAGAAUAUACCUUAGAGACGGUGGUUGUGGCCGACACAGACAUGGUACAGUACCAUGGAGCUGAGGCUGCACAGCGCUUCCUUUUUACAGUCAUGAACAUGGUGUAUAACAUGUUUCAGCACCCGAGUCUGGGAGUGAAGCUAAAUGUCCGACUCACCAAACUGGUCCUUCUACACUCCCGCCCAAAGAAGCUGAAGGUUGGCCAUCACGGAGAAAAAACGCUGGAGAGCUUUUGCCACUGGCAGCAUGAAGAAUUUGGAGGGGCUCGAUAUUUAGGAAAUAACCAUGUCCCCGGAGGCAGGGAUGAUCCCCCACCCCUGGACGUCGCAGUACUGGUCACAAGGACCGAUUUCUGUGUUCACAAAGACGAGCCCUGCGACACUGUUGGAAUCGCAUAUUUAGGUGGCACCUGCAGUGGCAAGAGGAAGUGCGUCGUAGCCGAGGACAACGGCCUCAACCUGGCCUUCACCAUUGCCCAUGAGCUCGGACACAGCAUGGGCAUGAGCCAUGACGAUGACCAUGCUGCUUGUACGGGCCACUCGCACAUCAUGUCAGGAGAAUGGGUCAAAGGUCGUAACCCUAGCGACCUCUCCUGGUCCACCUGCAGCCGUGAUGACUUGGAAAACUUCCUCAGGUCAAAGGCCAGUUCCUGUCUGUUACACACAGAUCCACGGAGUCGGUACCAGGUGCGUCUCCCUGCGAAGCUGCCUGGCAUGCACUACAGCGCAGACGAGCAAUGCCAGAUUCUAUUCGGCACCAACGCAACUUUCUGCACCAACAUGGAGCACCUGAUGUGUACAGGCCUGUGGUGUCUGGUAGAAGGAGAUACUUCCUGUAAGACCAAACUGGAUCCACCUUUGGAUGGCACAGAAUGUGGCUCCGAUAAGUGGUGCAGGGCUGGUGAGUGCGUCAGUAAGACCCCGAUCCCUCAGCACAUGGACGGAGACUGGAGUUCAUGGAGCCAGUGGAGCAUGUGCAGCCGAACCUGUGGUACCGGAGCUCGAUUCAGGCAGAGGAAGUGCGAUAACCCUCCACCCGGCCCUGGAGGGAAACAGUGCCUUGGGGGCAGUGUGGAGCACAAAGUGUGUGAGGGUCCUCCAUGUGCUAAGGGCUUGCCUACAUUCAGGGACCAGCAGUGCCAGUCUCACGAGCGCCAGGUGGGCAAGAAGAAGAGCCAAAUUUGGACAGCUGUUGUGAAUGACGAGAAGCCAUGUGCUCUAUACUGUACGCCGGUGGGCAGGGAUGCACCGGUGCCGAUAGCCGAGCGUGUGUUAGACGGGACGCCGUGCGGACCCUACGAGACUGACUUGUGUGUGCACGGAAGGUGCCAGAAAAUCGGCUGUGACGGCAUUAUCGGCUCCUCGGCCAAAGAGGACCGAUGUGGGGUGUGUAACGGCGACGGCAAGUCCUGUAAAAUUAUCCGAGGAGACUUCAACCACAGCAGCGGCAUGGGUUAUAUCGAGGCAGCCGUCAUUCCUAUAGGAGCGCGGCGAAUCAAAGUUGUGGAGGACCGACCAUCACACAGCUUCCUAGCGUUGAAAGACUCAAGCAAGAGAUCCAUAAACAGCGACUGGAAAAUCGAGCUGCCGGGGGAAUUCGAGCUCGCCGGCACCACCGUUCGCUACGUUCGCAGAGGAUUGUGGGAAAAGAUGUCUGCCAAGGGGCCCACUAAAACUCCUCUCCACCUCAUGGUUCUCCUGUUCCACGAUCAGACGUAUGGGAUCCACUACGAGUACACAGUGUCUCUGAACCAGUCUCAGGAGAGCAGCGCAGAGACGCCCAAAGAACCUGAACACCUCUACCUAUGGACUCAUAGCAGCUGGGAGGACUGCAGCGUGCACUGCGGAGGAGGAGAAAGAAAGACGGUGGUUUCCUGCAUAAGGAUGGUUAAUAAGACCAUGACACUGGUAAAUGAGAGCUUCUGUCAUCCGGAGAAUCGCCCUGCUUCUCAAGUCCGUCGAUGCAACAAUCAUCUUUGCCAAUAUAGAUGGGUGGCAGGUGACUGGGGCGAGUGUUCGGUGACGUGUGGAAAAGGUGCCCAACAGCGUGAGGUUGGCUGUGUUUAUCAGCUCCAGAACGGCUCGUUUCUCACCACACGAGAACUCUACUGCCUAGGUGUGAAGCCGGAGAGCAUUCAACACUGCGAGGGACGCCACUGCCUGACCACAUGGGAUGCCUCAGAGUGGAGCCAGUGCUCAUUUAAUUGUGGGCAGGGCGUCAGGAAAAGAACAGUGACAUGCAGAAAUCCUCAGGGGCUCUGUGACCCUGCUUCCCGUCCCACCCACCAGGAGCAAUGCGAAGAUUACUCUAAAUGCUUUGAGUGGAAGACUGGAGACUGGUCCAAGUGCUCAUCAUCCUGUGGAAAGGGGCUUCAGUCCCGUGUGGUCCAGUGCAUGCACAGAGUGACUGGUCGUCAUGGGAGUGACUGUCCCAAGGUUCUUAAGCCACCAGCAUACAGGCAAUGCCAUCAGGGGGCUUGCAAUGAAAAAGUUAAUGUCAACACCAUAACUUCACCGAGACUGGCGGCACUGACAUAUAAAUGCACAGGAGAUCAGUGGACGGUGUACUGCAGGGUGAUUCGGGAAAAGAAUCUGUGCCAGGACAUGCGCUGGUACCAACGCUGCUGCCAAACUUGCAGAGACUUUUACGCCAACACAAUGUCCCGCGAAAGUUAAUGAGCCCAGCACUUCUUACCACGUAGCAGCUUUUUUAUGUCAUUUUUUUUGUACUGUCAUAAAUGACACUGUGUAUAUUGUUAUUAAGGAUUAUAGGAUUUUCUGCAGUAACCGGUAAAUUGAUGCACAUGUCCGAUCAAGUAGGAUGUCGAAACGUUUAAGGUUUUGACCUAAAAAUGGUGCAAAAGGUCUAUGACCUUUUUCUUUUUUUCUUUAGUUUUUUUAUUGUUUUGCUGUAAACCAAAGUUCAGAACAUAGGAGGCCAUUGGAGAUGACUUCUUCAGCAUAGCAGCUUGGCUGUUGUACAGUAAGCUGACCAUUUAGGAAACUAUUGGGUAUAGGUUGCUUUCUAAAAGCCACUGGUUGGCCAGUAAUACCAGAACUGAGCAAUGGGACAUUAUUGUAAUUUUCAUAUCUUAUUCACAUAUUAGUUCUCUUAUUUUCUUAUAUUCCUUCCAGAUUCCUUAGAGAGGUCCAUUAAGUGCCUUAACAAGAUGUUCCGAAUUACAUUUUUAUAGGGCCAGUUGCACCCUAUAGGCUAUGACACAAGCCAUAGUUGUCAUAUAUUAGAUCAUCUGUAAAAGCUAAAUAGGUCAUAGCAAAGACUGAUUUUAAGAGAGGACUUUUGCCAACUGAAUGUAUACCUGAGAGCAACUAAUACUGGCUUCAUUUGUGCACAUCCUUUUAUAAAAAUACUAAGCAAACUUACUGAUGCUACACACUUGCAGAGCUAGUAACAUCUAAAGACUUUACCCCUUUUUAUAGCAAUAUGGCAGAUGCCUGAAAACUACACAUUCUUGGUUUUUCAGAGAAAACAUCGGGCUAAAUAUCAAUAAAAAAUUCACCAGGCAGUUCACUGAAGGAGAAAGUAGUGAAAGUAAAAGAUAUGCUCUUUCUUAUUGCAGUGAUCACUUACAACCCUAAUUCCAAAAAAAGUUGGCACAUUGUGUAAAAUCUAAACAAAAACAGAAUGCAAUGAUUUGCAAAUCUCUUAAAAAAUAUAUAUAUUUUUUAUUCACAAUAAAACUAAUAAAAAAAUGAAAAAUAUGUAAUUUUGAAUUCUAUGGCUGCAGCAGGUCUCAAAAAAGUUGGGACAGGGAAAUAAUUACCAUGCAGCAUCCCGUCUUCUGUCCGCAUACUAAUUGGAAACUGAGAAGAUAAGUUACUGAAGUUUUGGGAGAGGAAUGUUGUCCCAUAUGUGUCUGAUACUGGAUUCUAGAACUCAACACUUCUGGGUGUCCUUUGUUGCAUUUUAUGCAUUUUAUUGUUUUAUGAUGCGCGAAAUGUUUUCAAAAUGUGAAAGGUCUAGGGUGCAGCCAGGCCAGUUCAGCUCCUUUUUAUUUUUUCUUAAAAUGGUACAUUUCCUCAGUUGAAACAUUUGAUUUGUUUUCUAUGUUCUAUUGUGAAAAAUGGGUUUAUGAGAUACAUUCAGUUUUUUAUUUACAUUUUACACAGUGUAUCAACUUUUUUGGAAUUGGGGUUGUAUUUUUUGUACAAGACUUAUCUAGGUGGUGCUUGACUUCUUAUUUUAAGGUAGCGAAUCACACCAGAGCUUCUCAUCUUCGAUGUUUGCCACACAUAUCCACCAAUUUACUCUUUUUAAUGGUUCAAUUCUGUUCUUUCUUUUGGCACAUAAAUAUACACAGGAUACAUCAAUCUUGGACUGCCAGAUUUCACAUGCACUGUUUGCAUAAAAAAAAAAAACAAAGUUCAGCCAAGACAUAUCAUAGCUGGAACUCUAAAUAGGUCAGGGCAUGAGAGAUUUUUUGAAACAUUGCUAGGUUUGGACUUAUAUAAAAAAAUAGACAAUUUUUUUUAUAGACCAAAGUUUCCCAACCCUGGUCCUUGUGUACCCACUGUCCUGUACAUGAGCUUAUUAAUAGCUUUUCCUGAUGUGAAGCAGGUGUGCUAGAACAUUUACAUGUGCAGGACAUGGUGUUCUCCAGGACAAGGGUUAGGAGCCUGAGAUAAUACCAAAAAAAUGCAGGUAAGCAAGAGCAAAAGUGCAAAUUUGCUGUUUCUCAUUAGCAUAGCCUGUAGGAUGCACUACAGCAAAAAAUGCUAUCGUGACAUACUUGAUAUAGUAAGUGUAAGACGUUAAAUGAAUAAGAUCAAUCUAAUGACUAGGCCAAUUCUUCAACCUCCUUUUUUUUUCUAAUUCUUUUAUUGUCAGCACAAUUGGCUAAACACCCCGUUUGACUUUUGUGUUUCCGUGACUAUGGAAUGAAUACAGAUUUAUUGAACUAUACUCGUACCUUUUUUUUUUUUUUUUCAAUUUAAGGGUUUGUCACCCUAAAACAUCAAUUUCAAACUAGUUUGCUUUUGUGUUUCAUUGUUUAAGAGUUUUUGUACUGUUUGUUAGAUUUUUUUUCAAUACGAAUCUUGCACAUUUGUUUACAUAUGUAAGAAGAGUGGGUGUUUAACUAACAUACAGAUUCAUCAUAAUUCUAGGACUCAUGCUCCAAACAAGGUGUUAUUUUAUUUGCAAUCGAAAUUAUGAGGCCAUAAAACGACCUGGAUCGAGAACUCUAGAUGAUGCCAUCACUAGCUGUUUAUAGGCUCACAUUUAGAUUCAUUACUUUGGAUUACAGGUGUAAAAUGUGAACUUUUCUGGUUUUAACACUACACAAAGUCCCUAUGUGAGCAUGUUUGUGUGUGUGUGUGUGUGUGUGUGUGUGUGUGUGUGUGUGUGUGUGUGUGUGUGUACGCAUUUUAUCUUGGUCCCUGUUUUCUCAGGCAGUGCAGGGUUCAUUUGGUGCUAGACAAAUUUCACUACUGUGGAAUUCAACCUGUUUUCGUCCUGUUUUUCUCAUGAUUGUUCUUCCAUAUGUAUUUUUUUUUUACCUGUAUGUUUGUGAUGUUUAUUUAAUACUAAAAUGUAGCUACCUUACUAUUUUAAAGAUUUUCAGCCUAUUGGUGCAAAUUGCUUUAUUUACUGCUAUGGGGCAGAUAUCCGUAUAUAUAUUCCAGUACUGUAUGUCUUUAGUUGCACAUGAUUGGUACAUACUCUGCAUUUUUUAUUUUAAUGGUGCUAAUUUGAUUAAAACUGUUUUAAUGGUUAUAAAAAAAAUAAAAUCUUAU
Messenger RNA from Silurus meridionalis, 6466 nucleotides. It is a transcript of the gene adamts17, whose product is annotated as ADAM metallopeptidase with thrombospondin type 1 motif, 17. The coding region runs from base 65 to 3385 and encodes 1106 amino acids. The record is from RefSeq and is a predicted model, not a curated record. Gene Ontology annotation, biological process: proteolysis; extracellular matrix organization. NCBI's taxonomy places the organism in Eukaryota, Metazoa, Chordata, Actinopteri, Siluriformes, Siluridae. The transcript has 23 exons. Gene Ontology annotation, cellular component: extracellular matrix. Gene Ontology annotation, molecular function: metalloendopeptidase activity.